CGCCGCGCCGCCAGCCGCCACCCCACCAAUCCCCACCAACCCCUCUCUUCCCCUCCAAUCCCAGCCGAACCCUCCCAGUUCCACCCCAGAAUCCCAUUGAUCCACCUCCGGUGCGCGCGCUCGCUCGCUCGCUUCCCUCCUCUCGCCGCGCAGAGAUUUUUUUUCCGCGGUUGUUCGAGCUGCCCCAAUCUGACCAUUUCUCUCUCUGCGCGCGCGCGGGUUCUCAGGAGCGCGGCGGCGAGCGGAGCGGCCAUGAGCAUGGCGUUCUCCUGCGCGGGCGCGCGCCUCCAAUGCCGCCGGCCUGCUCGCGCGCCGGGGCGGCUGCCCCCGCCCGAGCGCCACGAGGUGGGGCGCCGCCAGCGCCAGGGGAAUCCGCGCCGACCUCCCUCCGCCGCGGGCGAGCGCGGAUGGCGGCGUGGUCGCCUCUGGCCCGGCCGUCGACGUGCCGGAGGCCGGGGACGCCACGGAGCACGUGGGCGCGGCGGCCCAGCCCGUCGCGCUCCCGGAGACGCACGGUGAGGCGGGCGGCGCGGAUGUCGACGACGGGGCUGGCGGGAACGGCAAGUUCCCGCCCGGCGGCGGGGACGGGGAGGAUGGCGGGGGUGACGGCGAGGAGGGGGAGGACGAGUUCGGGCCCGUCCUGAGCUUCGACCAGGUGGUGCAGGAGGCCGAGAAGCGCGGGGUCAGCCUGCCCAGCUUGCCCGCGGACAUGGUCCAGGCGGCCAAGAGCGUCGGCAUUCAGAAGCUGCUGCUGCUCAGAUACCUGGACAUGCAGGCGUCGGCGUGGCCCCUGGGUCCGGCCAUUAGGUCCUGUGCGCUUCUCCGGAACAGGAUGCUGGUUGAUCCUGCAUUCCUCUUCAAAAUCGGGACGGAGAUAGUUAUCGAUACAUGUUGCGCGACAUUUGCAGAGGUUCAGAAGAGGGGGGAGGAGUUUUGGUCAGAGUUUGAGCUGUAUGCAGCGGAUAUGUUGGUAGGAGUAGUUGUUAAUGUAGCUUUAGUUGGCAUGUUGGCACCAUAUGCUCGAUUCGGUGGUGGAUCUGCAUCAGAAGGUCUCCUUGGGCGGGUUAGGCAUGCUUAUGAUGCCCUCCCAAGCAGUGUUUUUGAAGCUGAAAGGCCAGGAUGCAAAUUUUCUGUACAACAACGGAUUGGGACAUACUUUUUUAAGGGAGUUUUAUAUGGCUGUGUUGGAUUCUUUUGUGGCAUUGUGGGACAAGGGAUUGCUAAUUUGAUAAUGACUGCCAAAAGGAGUGUUAAGAAGUCAGAGGAUGAUGUACCUGUUCCACCUCUUCUCAAAACUUCUGCUUUGUGGGGUGUAUUCCUUGGUGUUUCUUCCAACACACGUUAUCAGAUUAUUAAUGGACUAGAGCGCUUGGUUGAGGCAUCACCUGUUGCCAAGCGUGUCCCAGCUGCUUCUCUGGCAUUCACUGUCGGCGUUCGCUUUGCCAAUAAUGUGUACGGAGGAAUGCAGUUUGUCGACUGGGCGAGAAUGACUGGCUGCCAGUGAGUUGCAAGCUUUCACAUUUUCGUGUCACCAUUCACAGUGAUGCUGUUGUGCGCGAUCUGCUGUUUGUUGUUCCAACCACAUUCGUCGAAUUUUCACUGUCACAAGUUAGAGACAUGGUAUCAAUAAUUGCUCGGGGGUGCAGAAGAUCUCAAAAAUAAAUGUGAUAGUUCCUCACAGUGAUUCUGAGACUGAGCGGAGCUAGCAUUAGGAGUGCUUAGGCAGGGUAGAACCACAAGAGAUAGAAUUGUUUAUUUUCUUGUUGAAGAUGUCGGAUAGCUGGAUCUGUUUGAUUGAAAUGAUUUUGUCUCCAUAAUAUUUAAUAUAUUUGACUAUGUGGCAGUGGCAACAUA
Messenger RNA from Panicum virgatum (switchgrass), 1854 nucleotides. Its product is annotated as protein RETICULATA, chloroplastic-like. Gene Ontology annotation, cellular component: chloroplast inner membrane. The record is from RefSeq and is a predicted model, not a curated record. NCBI's taxonomy places the organism in Eukaryota, Viridiplantae, Streptophyta, Magnoliopsida, Poales, Poaceae. Gene Ontology annotation, biological process: plant organ development. The coding region runs from base 710 to 1504 and encodes 264 amino acids. The transcript is spliced from 8 exons.